Messenger RNA from Exophiala dermatitidis NIH/UT8656, 1863 nucleotides. RefSeq lists its product as uncharacterized. NCBI's taxonomy places the organism in Eukaryota, Fungi, Ascomycota, Eurotiomycetes, Chaetothyriales, Herpotrichiellaceae. The transcript has 2 exons. Gene Ontology annotation, biological process: positive regulation of transcription by RNA polymerase II; DNA-templated transcription. The record is from RefSeq and is a predicted model, not a curated record. Gene Ontology annotation, molecular function: sequence-specific DNA binding; DNA-binding transcription factor activity, RNA polymerase II-specific; zinc ion binding. Bases 1 to 1863 code for a protein of 620 amino acids.
AUGGACUUCGAGCACGCGACCAUCUCCGAAGCAGAACUCACCCGUUUGCUGCCCACCUGUCAACGAUGCCGUCGUCUACGCCGCAAGUGUGACACGAACCUCCCAGCUUGUCGGUUAUGUCAAAAAGGAAAGGCUGAAUGUACCUUCUUUGAUCACGCCUUGCAACAGACUCUGCCACGAAGUUAUGUCCAUUCGUUGUUGACUCGACUGAGCCGGCUUCGGUCUGUUCAGGCAACGAUCAAUGGAUCCAAUGAGCCCUUGCCGCCGCUACCUGCCGCUCAGCACGAACGAACCACUUCCAUAGCAUCUUCUCACCUUGAGCAGCCUCACAAUCAAUGGGGCACUUAUACCAGCGAGCUCUCCUUCGACAAGCACUUCAUCAUUGAGCAUGCCAACCCCACCUGCUGGCAGUUUUUCGGCAGCAGCUCGCCCUAUGCUCUUAUUGUCGAGGUUUUGGUCCAUGCUCAAGCCAAGCUUGGGUCCAUGGUUCAUCAUCCAGAUUAUGCUGGGCCUGAGUUCUGGUUGAACGCCCAGAACACCGAAGUCGGGGAACCUCUGCAACCUAGAGCCACCCCAUCUCGUGCAGAGAUCGAGAUGCUUGUCAAUCUGUUCAUGUCGACCACAAAUCACUUGACGGCCUUUUUCGACCCUGAGGACAUUGCAGUAGAGAUUGACACAUACCUACGGCAUCACGGCACCAAUGUGAAGUACCUCACCGGGAGGGAGGCGCAUCAGUUCUUCCGCGUGGCCCUGAUUUGUGCCAUUGCUGCUGCCAACAAGGCCCGACACCACUCGGUCUAUGACUCCGAGUCGAUGGCCUAUUAUGCAGAAGGCUUGCAGUGCGUCGAGGAGGUGACAUCAGACGUGUCUCCCGACGCCCUUCAAGCUCUUCUAUUGCUCAUCGUCUUUGCUCUCUUCCACCCCAGAAAGGGUGACCUUUGGAAAUUGCUCGAUUUUGCUUGCCGUCUUAGUGUUGAACUCAACUACCAUAGCGAAACCAACGACGAGUACGAAGACGACAAGAGCCGCAGAAAACGCCGCUCAAUAUUCUGGGGACUCUAUUGCAUCGAACGUACCAUAGGCCAGCACCUUGGUCGACCCUCGGACCUACCUGAAGAGAUCAUAACUACCGAGUAUCCGGCUUUAUUGACUGAUGCCACGCUGGCCGAUGCCGAAACCUUGCAACUCGUCCUCACGUCUCACUACUACCGGCUGACGUACCUGCGCUCCGAGAUCUUCCGUGAAUUAUACCUUCCUGCAGUGGCGCCCAACUUGCCACGUAUGUGGUACGAACAGAGCCUUGAACAGAUAUUAUCAUGGAGGCGGGAGCUGCACUUUAUUGACAACAAUCUUGGCAUGGGUAGCAUGACCUGUGACAUGGGAUUCGACACAUCCGUAUGCUUUCUUUUCCAGCCACUGUUGCUGCGGGCACUGGCUAGUGCCAAGGAGCCUAUGCUAGGCCCUGAGGUUACCGAGGUGAUCCCCCGGGAGAGCUACCACUCAGCGGUGCGGGUGGUUGAAUUCUACGACAAAAUCUUUCGUGGUGCCGAAGGGACACCCUGGGGGAUGUAUCCAAUCACUGUCAAUUCGGCCCACUACAUCCACCAAGCUGCAAUCACCAUUAUGGCUCAUUGUCUAUUAGCGAUUGAUGGCAGGCUUCCUGUUGUGACCUUUUCACGUGAACUCAGCGGCGAUGUGGAAGGGCCUGUUGAUUUCAGCGGCAUUCAUGAAAUAACAGGCACAUGUUUGAUUCUCCUGAAUACCUUGUCUAAAAAAUGGGCUGGGAUGGUAGGUGUCUUGGACAUUUUCAAGAGCCUCCAGGCUAGAGUGUUGCCUACCAUGAUGCGCAGUGGUUUGGGUUGA